UAGCAAGAAAGGCAUUUGGGGUAUUUUUCAAAUUUUGAGCUAGAAUGUUAACAUCGGAUUAUUCUCAAAUUCUGUAGUAAAUUAUAUUUUCUGUUUCUUGUUACUCAGAACAUAAUCACGGAAAUAAUAUUUGACAAAUUUAGCUUCAGUGAAGUACUGCAAAUGUGUGAAUGAGCUUUUAUUUUUAAACAAAUUCCCGUCAAACAGGAAACAUAUUUCUCUUAAUGUCGUAGAUGUACAGGUCUGGACAAAGCCGCGACUGAAAAACAUGAGUCGCCGCAACCGUUCUCUUCCAAUUUGACAAAUGCCUAUGUAAGAAAAAUCGAAUUGAAUACAACAAUCGCGGGUCCAGUGGACUCCUCAUCAACAUGGCAACUGAUGAGGAGAGGGGCGUAGUGCGUGUCAAAGUCAAGAAGUGUGAGGGGAUGCUGCCAGUGGAGUUUCGCUCAUUUGCUGUGGAUCCUCAGAUAACAUCACUUGAGGUGCUACAGCACAUCCUCAUCCGAGCCUUUGAGUUAAAUGGCAAACGCAACUUUGGAAUAAGUUACCUAUCCCGGGACCGUGGAGGUUUGGAAGUGUAUCUUUCGCUCCUGUCUGACUGGGAUUUAGAUGCUGCAUUUGUCAGUGCAGCUAAACCUUAUCUACAACUCAAGAUGGACAUUAAGCCUGCCGAAGACAGUCCCGUUAUGGAAGACUGGGACAUAAUAAGCCCCAAAGAAGUGAUUUGUUCUGACCAGCUUCCUGGGGAUAGGAGGUCCUUGGCGGCUGCUGCCCUCCCCUUCACCCAGUCCCUACUGUCCCAGAUGAUGGGUCGAACACUGUCCAGAGUACAACAGGCCUUGAGCUGGUCUUAUGGGGAGGAGGUGAAGCCUUUCAAGCCCCCAUUGAGCGAUGCGGAGUUCCACAGUUACCUCAACGGCCAGGGCCAGCUUUCCCGACCAGAGGAACUGAGGCUACGCAUCUAUCAUGGUGGGGUAGAGCCUUCACUACGCAAGGUUGUGUGGCGUUACCUCCUGAACGUGUACCCCGAUGGGCUGACCGGUCAGGAGAGGAUGGACUACAUGAAGAGAAAGACUAGAGAGUACGACCAGCUGAAGGGGGAGUGGUCAGCUAGGGUCAGUCCAGAGGACCUGGAGUUCAUCAGGGGCAACGUACUGAAGGAUGUCCUGAGGACCGACAGGGCCCAUCCCUAUUACGCCGGCUCCGAGGACAGCCCCCACCUCACCGCUCUCACGGACCUGCUUACCACCUUUGCCAUUACACAUCCACAGGUGUCGUACUGCCAAGGCAUGAGUGACAUCGCUUCUCCGAUACUUGCCGUUAUGGACAAUGAGGCACAUGCAUUCAUCUGUUUCUGUGGCAUCAUGAAACGCCUAGAGGGCAAUUUCCGCCCGGAUGGCCAACUCAUGUCCGUCAAGUUCCAGCAUCUGAAGCUGCUACUGCAGUACUCCGACCCCGAGUUCUACUGUUACUUGGUGUCCCGCGGAGCUGAUGACCUGUUCUUCUGUUACCGCUGGCUGCUCUUGGAACUCAAACGGGAGUUUGCCUUCGACGAUGCCCUGAGGAUGCUGGAGGUCACCUGGAGCUCCCUGCCUCCUGAUCCUCCCGAAACGGAAGUGGAGCUUUUUGGGCCGCCCCUAGAGACAGACCAGACCAGGAUGACAUCUGAGAGUGGUGUUGAAAAGAGGCCUGCUUUCACAGGUGAAGAAGAAGGGGAGCAGAAAGAGAAGCAGCGGAGACGACACAUGUUGAGGCCUUCAAGAGAGGAGGCAGACGGCGGGAGAAAGAUCGACAUGGAGGAAGGAGAGCGGGAGGACAGAGAAGCCAUAAGAGAGGGUGAGGGGAACUUUGACAUGCCUUACGUAGGAAAGGAGAAGGCGCACAAUAAUGCGCCUGUUCCUCCCUUUGAGAAGCAGACCAGUUUUGGUGAGUUCAAAUACUACAAUGCACGCAACAAGGACAGCUUUGAUUUCGUGGAGAGAGACCCACCAGAGGGUCCUGUUGAGAUGGAAGCCUCCUUGCACCCUGUAUCAAGUCCACUGGCCCGGCAGGUCACCGAGGACAGUGAGGAGGAUCCAGGGGAGAGGGCACCUCUUAUAACGGAUGAUGACAAGUCCUCCAGCCCAGAGACGGAGGAGAGGAGCUCCCCUAAUGGACAAACAGCCUCUCCGGUCUCCCCAUUUCCUCAUGGUCUGCCAAGCUGGAAGAAUGGUUCCUCUCCGUCUCCAGGCUCCACUCCCUCCCCCUCAAGUUGGAGAGGUGCCCUCCCAGACACCCCGUCACCAAAGUACACCUCCCCCAUUUUACCCAAUGGAAGGGUUGAGUCGCCAGAGAAAGCCACAAGAGGAUUUGCUUCCUUUGCCUCGGUGCCAAAUGGAACCGGAGCUAACUCUCCCGCUACCCCCACAGGGAGGUCCUUGGUUUCCUCUCCCCUACUGACUAGAUCAUUGCUCUCCUCCCCUAUUUUGUCCUUCGGGAGAGCUCUUCCUUCGCUGCCGGUCAGCACAGUGAACAAGUCCUUUCCCAGUAACCUCCCUUCUCCUUGCAGCAGAGCCUCCAGCACUGCGCCCAACACUCCAAAUUCAACCAAACCAGAGAAUACCACCAUCAAACCUUGUUCCCUGCCACCGCCUCAAGAGUUUGGUAAAGGGAAUCCUUUCAUGUUGUUCCUGUGCCUGUCAAUCCUGUUGGAGCAUCGAGACCACAUUAUAAAGAACAGCUUUGAUUACAACGAGCUGGCUAUGCACUUUGACCGCCUUGUUCGGCGACACAAUCUGGGCAGGGUGCUGCAGCGCGCCAAGGCCUUGUUUGCGGACUACCUGCAGAGUGAGGUGUGGGAUUCGGAGGAAGGGGAUGAGGUCAGCUCGGACUCGCCCACCACAGUCACUGCUGCUUUCCACUCCCCGCCACCCUCUGCCACCAGGCCUCUUUUUACCCCUUUGUCAUCCUCUCCAAACUCCACCUAUAACCUGGCUGACACCAUACCUUCCCCUUCUUCACCUAUCUCCCUCUCUCCCUCCUCUUGACUUCUGUCACUAUAUCCCCAACACAUUUACAGUACAAUGAGUAAUGGUUGCCUAGUCCAGCUGCUUGUCCCUUUAUUUUUGCUCAUCUUAUUUAGCUCUCCACCCAUACCAGACUUGACUAGGAGGUUACUACUGUUAGUUUUUCAUGUCUAUGCUGUCAGUAUUGCUCCUCUCCAUUUCCUCUAAUCGACAAGUUCUCAUGCUUACUCUUGCCUUGCUAUGCACUCAUCCAUUGAGUUUUUACUGUUUCAAACUUUUAGUUACAGGGAUAAUAAUGUUUCAAAUACCUUUUACCUUUAUAUGAGGGCCCAGGGCUGGACACAUUGUGUUGCCCACGGUUAACAUGGAUAAGAACCUCAUUGGAUAAGCCGCAACUGUGUCUUCUUGACCAAAGAGCUCUAGUUGUGUGAUCACACUGCUAAGAACCAAAACUGGCACAUUGCUAGUCUGGACUUUUUAGCAUAACUGCAGUGUGUAUGGUUACUGGUUCAAGCUCUGCCCCCUCUGUUCCCUGACUUGGCUACAGUUGGAGUGGUCGCUGGCCAUUGGAAGUAUGGAGAAAUAUGAACAGUAUGAAUGAGUCAUGCGACUCCUCUUAAAAAUGCCCUGUUGAGAAUAUAUCAAAUAUGCCUGUAUUUGACUACACACAUGCCAGCAUAGUGAUUAUGAGGACACUAACAACAGCAACUGAGCUUUGUAAAGGUUAUAUUCAUGAGUCAGUAAUUGCAUUGUGUAUCAUUACAUUUUCUAUCAAAAUAAUUUAAAUACUGUAUCAUUUUGGUGUUGCAAGAUCACAUUUUAAAUGUCAAGGUGAGAUGAAGUUAUUUUCUUUGGAAAUACUAUGAAGCAUGUUGUGCCCCAUAGGAAUCUGAAUGGCAAAGAAAAGUUACAGUAUAUUGGGAGAGGCCUUAUAAGAAAUCAAUGGGUUUCAGUACUGCAGUUUCAUGGCCAGUUUCUGCAUUUGCGCUCACAAUUGACUGUUUGCUUUUGAGUCACACGCAACCACUAUGAUCUGAACAAUAUACUGUAUUAAAUGGGAAUGUUUUGCUAUUCAGGGGUUCAAUGGAUCAUUUAAUCGAUAACAAACAUUGGAUGCACAAAUUAUGCGUUUGCCCUAGAUCAUGUAUGACUGGUACAUUGCACAAUGUGCACAUAGCUACUAUAUGGUGCUAAAAGAUUUCAUAAGGUAUAGGAUUCAUCAUGGCUUUAUGAGAAUGGUUUUAAAUGUGUAAAUUGUUAUACAGUGGGGCAAAAAAAGUAUUUAAGUCAGCCACCAAUUGUGCAAGUUCUCCCACUUAAAAAGAUGAGAGAGGCCUGUAAUUUUCAUCAUAGGUACACUUCAACUAUGACCGAUAAAAUGAGAAAAAAAAUCCUGAAAAUCACGUAGGAUUUCUUAAAUGAAUUUAUUUGCAAAUUAUGGUGGAAAAUAAGUAUUUGGUCACCUACAAAAGUUUAUCUCAAUACUUUGUUAUAUACCCUUUGUUGGCAAUGACAGAGGUCAAAUGUUUUCUGUAAGUCUUCACAAGGUUUUCACACACUGUUGCUGGUAUUUUGGCCCAUUCCUCCAUGCAGAUCUCCUCUAGAGCAGUGAUGUUUUGGAGCUGUUGCUGGGCAACACAGACUUUCAACUCCCUCCAAAGAUUUUCUAUGGGGUUGAGAUCUGGAGACUGGCUAGGCCACUCCAGGACCUUGAAAUGCUUCUUACGAAGCCACUCGGGCUCAUUGUCAUGCUGAAAGACCCAGCCGCGUUUCAUCUUCAAUGCCCUUGCUGAUGGUAGGCUUUGUUACUUUGGUCCCAGCUCUCUGCAGGUCAUUCACUAGGUACCCCGUGUGGUUCUGGGAUUUUUGCUCACCGUUCUUGUGAUCAUUUUGACCCCACGGGGUGAGAUCUUGCGUGGAGCCCCAGAUCGAGGGAGAUUAUCAGUGGUCUUGCAUGUCUUCCAUUUCCUAAUAAUUGCUCCCACAGUUGAUUUCUUCAAACCAAGCUGCUUACCUAUUGCAGAUUCAGUCUUCCCAGCCUGAUGCAGGUCUACAAUUUUGUUUCUGGUGUCCUUGCUCUUUGGUCUUGGCCAUAGUGGAGUUUGGAGUGUGACUGUUGAGGUUGUGGACAGGUGUCUUUUAUACUGAUAACAGGUUCAAACAGGUGCCAUUAAUACAGGUAACGAGUGGAGGACAGAGGAGAAGAAAAAAGAAGUUACAGGUCUGUGAGCCAGAAAUGUUGCUUGUUUGUAGGUGACCAAAUACUUAUUUUCCACCAUAAUUUGCAAAUAAAUUCUUUAAAAAUCCUACAAUGUGAUUUUCUGGAUUUUUUUUCUCAUUUUGUCUGUCAUAGUUGACGUGUACCUAUGAUGAAAAUUACAGGCCUCUCAUCUUUUUAAGUGGGAGAACUUGCACAAUUGGUGGCUGACUAAAUACUUUCUUGCCCCACUGUAUUGCACAGUUCUGGCCAUAUAUGGUCACCCCUGAACUUUUCUUAAAUAAUUCCCUAUUUAUUCUCUAAUAGGUUUAUUAAAAAAUUAUUGGAUUUUAAAACGAUGGACAAAUUUAAGCAUUCGAAGAAAAUAACACCCUCUCUACAAUAAAACAUGGGGAGGUGUGCUACCCCUGGUACUGGA
Molecule: messenger RNA, 5641 nt
Organism: Oncorhynchus keta (chum salmon)
Lineage: Eukaryota; Metazoa; Chordata; Actinopteri; Salmoniformes; Salmonidae
Product: TBC1 domain family member 25-like
Exons: 7
Coding region: 369-3026 (885 amino acids)
Biological process (GO): activation of GTPase activity; regulation of autophagosome maturation
Cellular component (GO): autophagosome
Molecular function (GO): GTPase activator activity; nucleic acid binding
Source: RefSeq, a predicted model, not a curated record